Molecule: messenger RNA, 5582 nt
Organism: Corticium candelabrum
Lineage: Eukaryota; Metazoa; Porifera; Homoscleromorpha; Homosclerophorida; Plakinidae
Exons: 40
Coding region: 155-5425 (1756 amino acids)
Biological process (GO): homophilic cell-cell adhesion
Cellular component (GO): extracellular region; plasma membrane
Molecular function (GO): protein binding; calcium ion binding
Source: RefSeq, a predicted model, not a curated record
GAACAACAACAAGUUAGUAAAAGUUGAUAGUAGAAGUCUUAAUGCAAGCAAGCAAUUGCAAAAAAUUGUCUUGCAGUAUAAUGAGCUGCCAGAACUUGACAGCAGCACAUUUCGAGAUUUCUCUAAUCUACAAGAAUUACGUUUACAUUACAAUAUGCUUACUGAACUCCAUGAAGAUUUGUUUGCUGGAUUGUCAGAGUUACAGAUUCUGCGGUUGCGUGGUAAUAAACUCAAGUCAAUUCCUGUGUCAUUGUUCAGAGACACUCACAACUUAAGAACAUUACAAAUUGAAUACAACCAACUAACUGUAUUGCCACAGGGUCUGUUUGCAGGACUGUUUUAUCCUCGAAGCGUCCAUGCGUAUUCUAAUCCAUUUAUUUGCUCUUGCAACUUGCUCUGGCUGUACGAUUAUGUCAAAGAACACUCGUUGGAUUAUUCACAGAACUACCAAUGUGCUGAACCAGAUGAGCUUAGAUUAAUGCCAUUUGAUGUCCUUCACAGUGACAACUUUACAUGCAUUCUGCCGGUAUUUAUUGCCAGACCAAGUGAUGUUACAAUUACUGAAGGGAAACCGUUGACGCUGCCUUGUUCUGCGUAUGGCUUUCCCGUGCCAAGUAUCACAUGGUACAAAGAUGGAGAUGUCAGUGGACACACUCAGUUGGAAUCUGGAGCUCUGUCUAUUCGCUCGGUUGCUACAGAUGAUGAAGGAAAGUACGAAUGUGUUGCUGUAAACUUGGCAGAAAAUGAAGUGCGGACGUCAAUGAUACUAACUGUUCUAGCACUUUGUGGCGAAGGUGAAUGUGUAGUUUACGAAGCUGUAUACAGAGAUUUCAAAAUGAACACCAACAUGUCUCCUGACUUUUCGUCAUUAGCUUCUAGGACAGGUCUUUUACUGGAUGUUGUGUCAUCUACAUUGGAUUAUCAGAAUGUGCCAAUAUUGAUCAACUUGAAUGCGCCAACAUUCCUUGAUUUUUUGAGUUGGUUUUCUGAUGUUGAAAACAUAAACACGCGGUACAAUGGAAGUUUACGCUUGGACAGAGAUCAAAGUGUUUUCACUUUUCAGAGCAACUCAUUCUUUCCGAUGGACAAUCGUGGCUUCGUUAAUGAUACAGAUCUGAAGGAUUGUAGUGGAAAGAGUCACAAUUUUGGUUAUACAUCUGUCUUUCGGUCUGCAUUCCGCUAUCAAGGCAAUGAGAAUCUCGUAGUCUACGGUAAUGAUGACAUUUGGGUUUACGUGGACAAGAGUUUGGUUAUUGAUCUUGGUGGCACUCACCAGCCACUAUGCCAGGGUGCUGUUCUACGAGGUGUAAGGUCUGUGGAGAGAUCGGAAGGAGAAUGGGUGGAGGUUAACACUCCAGCUUGUGUCGACCAGUCAGGUUUAGUGUUGAGUUCUCUGUCUUUAAACAGAGAUCUUGUGGUUGGUCGAUUCUAUCGACUGGAUAUCUUUCACGCACAGCGACAUUCUUGCAGUACUUUGUGUCCCAAUUGUACAUCAUCUUUCUACUUCUCGACGACCAUUCAGUCAUCGAAUGUUGCCAAUCAAGUUUUAGCAUUGGCUGUUGACGAAGAAGUCAAUAUCACUAAACCUAUUGGUGCUAUUAAUAUUAAUGACUACAUUGUUGUGUUGGAAGGAGUAGAACAUUUGAUAUUCAAUGUGCUGGAGGGAAAUGAUGAUGGAAAGUUUGCUGUUCACGAACACUCUGGUGACAUUCUACUCGUGUCAGCACUCGACUACGAGAAAUCUUCAGACUACAUGCUUGUUGUACAAGUCACCAGCUCUGCAGAUUCCAGCAAGACAGCUAUUGUUGCAGUUGAGAUUGUAGUCAAUGAUGUCAAUGACAAUGCACCAACGUUGACUCCCAGUUAUGCUGAAGUGGUUGUAUCAGAACUGACAGCUGAAGGAUUUCUGGUGGCCACGUUUGUUGCAGAGGACGUUGACAGUGGUAUCAAUGGGCAGGUUAUUCUUUCCAUUGCUGAAGUCAAAUCAGAACGUGUUGGGAAGGAGAAAUAUCAAUUUACGGUAACUGUUAGUGUUUCUGAUCUUGGGAAUCCUUCGAAGAACACUACAAGCACGAUUGUGGUCAAUGGUCGUGCAGUUUGUAAAGGCAGUACGUUUAUCAUAGACCAGUCUACUCUCCAGCUAAGGAUCUUAGCUUUGGGAUACUUUUUGGAUGAAGUAACUGGAGUAUGCCUUGCUUGUAUUGCUGGCUAUUAUUGUCUUGGAGAUGGUUUGCGACAUAAAUGUGGAUGUGCUCGGAAUGACUCUAGUUGCCAGAACAUACCAAGUGAAUAUUCCAAUGGACUGGCUGUGGAAUGCAGUUCCUGUCCUGACGGUUGGAUAUGCAGUGAUGGUCGAGCGGAACCUUGUGCAGAUGGCUUAUAUGCAGAUUUCUGUGGGGAUCAGGAGUGCCAACAAAAAUGUCUUCCAUGUCCUCCUGGUAGCAUCUGCAUUGCAGGCAAGAGAACUUUAUGCAGACCAGGGACAUUUGAGGAAGACAAUGUUCGAUGUGCUCCUUGUCUGCCAGGGUUUUACAGCAAUGGAACUGGCAAUACAAAAUGUUAUUGCUGUCCUGCGGGUUACAGAAGUUCUCAUGGAAAAGAUGGCUGUCAACCUUGCAAAGAGAAUGAGUGGUCAACUGGAGACGUUGACAAUCACUGUGGAGUGUGCAUGACGUGUGGACCAAAUGAAAACUGCACUUGUCACCGCCAUCACCCAUGUUUUCCUGGUGUGCAGUGUGUCAAUGUUGUGGGACAAACACCAUCGUUUAGUUGUCUCGAAUGUCCUCCAGGGUACAGAGGAGAUGGUAUUGAUUGUGAUGAUAUUGAUGAGUGUCAAUUGGCCAGCCCAUGUUCUCAUAUGACUCGGUGCAUUAACACAUCUCCUGGCUACAUGUGUACAGCAUGUCCACAAGGAUACACUGGGCAUGUACCACACGGUAUUGGAUUGACUCACGCUUUGGGAAUUAAACAGAAAUGUGAAGACAUUGACGAAUGUUUAGUGAACAAUGGAGGUUGUGACAUUCGUUCAACUUGCAUUAACGAGCCGGGCACAUUCAGCUGCAGUGCAUGUGAACCUGGAUACAUCGGGAACGGAUACACCGGCUGCAAUCCUGGAGAUUUUUGUGAGUUAGGCACUCAUUCGUGUCACAAGAACGCCAUCUGUACAGCAACGGGUUUGGGAUUGUUCGAGUGCAAGUGUGGGACAGGGUAUGCGGGGAAUGGUGCCUACUGUGGUCGAGAUACUGACAUGGAUGGAUUUCCAGAUGACAGGCUGUUCUGCACCGAACAAAUGUGCUACAAGGAUAACUGUCGAAACAAACCAAACAGUGGCCAAGAAAACACUGAUGGAGAUGGAUUUGGAGAUGCAUGUGAUGAUGAUAUUGAUAACGAUGGGUGGACAAACUUCCGAGAUAACUGUCAGUAUGUAUUCAACACUGAUCAAGCUGACUUUGAUGGAGAUGGCGUCGGUGAUGUUUGUGACAACUGUUGGAAUUACACGAAUCCACUCAGAGUGAACAACGAUACCAGAAAUCCAUUGCAGCUAGACACAGAUAAAGAUGGUCUGGGUGACAUGUGUGAACAUGAUAGAGAUGGAGAUGGAGUUGCAGAUGAAUUAGACAAUUGUGAGUUUACAUAUAACCCAGGAAAUCAAAGUGACAUUGAUGGAGAUGGAGUUGGGGAUGUAUGUGACAACUGCGUUAAUGUUACCAACGCACGAUUAACAACAGGCACACAGUCUGACUCUGAUCAUGACUUUGUUGGUGAUGCUUGUGAUAAUAACGUUGACAGAGAUCAUGACGGAAUUCAAGAUGAUAUAGACAACUGUGUUUCUGAUGCAAAUAGUGACCAACUGGAUGUGGAUGGUGAUGGCAUUGGCAAUGCAUGUGACUUGGAUUCUGAUGGUGAUGGCAUAAAUGACAUAGUUGAUAACUGCCGUGUGGUUGCCAACAGAAAUCAGUCAGAUACAGAUGGUGAUGGUAAAGGAGAUGCAUGUCAAGUUGACUUUGAUGGAGAUGGAGUUGAAGACACAAAGGACAACUGUCCCGUUAAUUUCUUUAUCUCCAGAACUAAUUUCUCAUCUUUCUUGAAUACAUCUCUUGAUUUCAAUGCAUUUUCAGCACCAGAGUGGAUUAUCAGUGACGAGGGGGCUGAAGUCACUCAAAAACAGUCAUCAUCAGCAUCAUUUCUGCUGACAUCUCAAAGCUUUGGAGCAUUCGAUUUCAGCGGAACAAUUUUUGUUGACACAGAUGGUGAUGAUCUAAUCGGCAUUGUUUUUGGAUACCAGGAUUUUGCACACUUUUAUAUAUUGACUUGGAAACGAACAACAGAGACGUACUUUGGCCACGCCUGUUGGUGGGCAAUAGCCCGGGGUCUUACAGUAAAGAAACUUGAUUCUACCCUUACAAAUGAAAGAUGUUUGAGGAACGCUGUUUGGCACUCCGAAUCACUUCGUUACCCAUAUGAUACUGGACCUUUUCAAACCCAAGUUAUGUUCUCUAGUGAUGUGUCUUGGAAGUAUCAAACUGCUUAUCGGUUUCGAGUGUCUCAUCGUCCAUCUGUAGGUGUCAUACAUGUUGUUAUUGAAGAUGAAAACGGGGCAGUUGCUGACACAGGAGAGAUAUUUGACUUUUCGUUUACUGGUGGCAGAAUUGGGCUGUUUAGUUUUUCUCAGGAAAAUGUCAUUUGGUCGAACCUGAGGUAUUCAUGUGCUGAAAGAAUUAACCAUGCUUUGGAAUUUGAUGGCAUGGAUGAUAGUGUCGAUCUUCCUGAAGCAUCACACCUCAGUCUGGACCAAAGCUUUACAUUUGAUGCAUGGGUUCGUCUGCCACUGAACUGCUGUGAAGGUGUUUUACCUGUUGUAUGCUCUCGAGAAGGCAUUUUGUGUCUGUACGUUGAGAAUAGAUUUCUUCAUGGUGUGUUGAGGGGCAAGAUGGUAGCAAGUUCGGUACAAAUCAUUGGUGGUGAAUGGAAUCAUAUCGGUUUACGAUUUGAAGCAAAAACUGCCAUUCUCUCACUGAUAUUGAAUGGAACUAUUGUAGACUCAACAACAAAUGUUCAGACAUAUCAGGGUACAAACAAAAUGUAUCUUGCUCGGAACAACAAGCUACAAUUUUUUCAAGGACAUGUAGAAGAACUACGGUUCUGGUCUCUGUCUCUGUCGGACAAUGACAUUGCUAGAUACCAUAUCACUACCUCUCUGAGUGGAGCACAUACAAGAGAAGUUCUUCAAGCCCAUUUUGACAUGAACACUGGCUCAGGAUCGACGCUGUAUGAUCGCAGUCGAAAUGGUUUGAAUGGUCUACUGUAUGGUGGUCCAAAGUGGGUUGGGAGUUCAUUGAAUUUUGCUGGGCUUGAUAAUCAUAACGUGAGGAGACGUAAACGGCAUGCCAACCAGACAAGCAAUGAUCAAAGAGAUGAACUUUAGACUCUAUAUAGAGAGCAGAAGUACAUAUAUGUUAGAUUUCUAUUUACUGGAGUGUUUCAAGAUGUUGCAGAUGUGCUGACAAUAGUACGCUAGGCUAUUUGAUGUAAACAGUUCUUGACAGUUUAGAAUUAAUUAAUUAAUUAAUUAAUUGACAUUA